Conger conger (European conger) is the source of this 4620-nucleotide messenger RNA. Its product is annotated as ras-related protein Ral-A. Gene Ontology annotation, molecular function: GDP binding; GTPase activity; GTP binding. Lineage: Eukaryota; Metazoa; Chordata; Actinopteri; Anguilliformes; Congridae. The coding region runs from base 387 to 1007 and encodes 206 amino acids. Gene Ontology annotation, cellular component: plasma membrane. The record is from RefSeq and is a predicted model, not a curated record. The transcript has 5 exons. Gene Ontology annotation, biological process: regulation of exocytosis; Ras protein signal transduction.
AGAAAGGGGAGAGGCGCUCCUAAAUUCAUGUUUUGUCGGGCACAGACAGUGUUGGGAGGGUCGUUGCCACAGUAGUGGAGGGGAUACGAAGCGCUCUGGAGCCGCUAUAUUAGAAAACGCAACAAAACGUGAAAGAAGGCAAAAACAACUUUUCUGACGUUCGCUACUUUUUGUUAUUUUGGUUUCCUUUAUUGCCUAGUCUACUCCCUAUACGAGGGCUGCAGAGCUUCCCAAUUCUGACGCCGGUGGGGCACUGCACACUUCUUCCUCCGUCUGUUUCUCUCUCUCCCUCUGGGUCUAUUCUGUCUCUGUGUCUCUCCCUCUCUCUCUCUCUCUGUCUCUCUCCCCCUCUCUCUCCCCCCUCCCUCCCUCCUGCUCGUGUUGCCAUGGCAGCCAGUAAGCCCAAGGGGCAGAACUCUCUGGCCCUGCACAAGGUGAUCAUGGUGGGCAGCGGUGGCGUGGGGAAGUCUGCCCUCACGCUGCAGUUCAUGUACGACGAGUUCGUGGAGGACUACGAGCCCACCAAGGCGGACAGCUACAGGAAGAAGGUGGUGCUGGACGGGGAGGAGGUGCAGAUCGACAUCCUGGACACGGCCGGGCAGGAGGACUACGCCGCCAUCCGGGACAACUACUUCCGCUCCGGGGAGGGCUUCCUGUGCGUCUUCUCCAUCACGGAGCUCGAGUCCUUCGCCGCCACCGCGGACUUCAGGGAGCAGAUUCUCCGGGUGAAGGAGGACGAGAGCGUUCCCUUCCUGCUGGUGGGGAACAAGUCGGACCUGGAGGACCGCCGGCAGGUGAACACCGAGGAGGCCAAGGGUCGAGCCGAACAGUGGGGCGUCAGCUACGUGGAGACCUCCGCCAAGACCCGCGCCAACGUGGACAAGGUGUUCUUUGACCUAAUGAGAGAGAUCCGUGCCAGGAAGAUGGAGGACAGCAAGGAGAAGAACGGGAAAAAGAAGAGGAAAAGCCUGGCCAAGAGGAUCCGGGAGAGAUGCUGCAUUUUAUAAUUACCUCCCCAUGGGUCAUUACCUCCUCAUCCACACACACACACACCCCUGCCCCUGCGUUCUAACAGUCAUUCUGAUUUUACCCCCCCACCCAAGACUGAGAUACUGAUGUUUACCCUUCUACUACACGGGGGGCCGGUGGCCGUGUCUAGAACAUGUACACAGCGCUUUAGAAGAGAAACAAAAAAAUACACAACUCAAAGGACCAAUACAACAUUUAGGAGCAGCAAGCAUGAAUUCACAGGCUAUUACAAGGAGGCAAAAAUAAUGAAGGAGAAAAAAAUAAUAAUUUUAUGCUCGAUAAAUAAUGUAACCUGUAUAUUUGUGUGGUGUAACAAAAGCACAGUGAGUUUUUUUUGUUUUUUUUCCCCUCAUGGGUUUCCCACAUUAUUGAGACUGGAUAUUUGUUGUUCUAUGCAGGCUGACAGAUGUUUUUUUUUGUUUUGUUUUUUUUCUCUGAUUAACUGGAGUCUCAUUGGUUGGUGCUGGUCCCAGUUCAUUUCUUUAAAACUCAAACAAACCUCAGAGUUGCACAGAAGACCAAGGCUCGACUGCAAGGAGGCUUGGGAAAUGGAGUUUCGAGUAACUGACAUCUCCAUGCCUUGAAUGUGACCAAGCAGACACAAGCCUCGCUGUUACUCCUGACAGAGGAAUGGUGUGUGUGUGUGUCUGUGUCUGUGUGUAUGUGUGUGUGUGUGUGCAUGUCUGUCCGUCUCUGUGUGCGUGCGUGUGUGAGUCUGUCUGUCUCUGUGUGCGUCUGUCUGUCUGUGUGUAUGUGUGGUGUCUGUCUCUGUGUGCGUGUCUGUCUGUCUGUCUCUGUGUGUGUGUGUGUCUCUGUCUGUGUGUGUGUGUGUGUCCGUGUGUGCGUGCGAUGUUCGGUGUGCAACACAGUGCUUGCUUUUUGAUUCAUGUAAUUCUAAAACCUGUACCUGGUGGAACGGAGAUUAUGGACAUGUAAUCUCCGUUGCUAUCCUAAAUGUUAAACCACAAAGAUUACAACAAGUGAAAUAUUUAAUCAUGCCUUAAUUUAGAAAUUGUUGAACGUGACCACCCUGGAUUCUGAGUGACUGUUUUUAAAGUGAUUUUGUUUUUCAAUAGUUUCUGAAAUUCAAAAAACUGUGUGCGUGUGUGUGAGAACCUUCAGCAUGUACCAUUGUGUCUGGACCAGCCAGCCCAUCCACGCCUCGUUCUGUAUCCUACUUCCGUAUGCAUGGAUCUCAAAAUCCAGUGCACAAAUUGGUGAGAAUUGAGAGUAGUUAUUUCAAAUAGUAUAUUGGAUAAUGUAUAAUGCAUUAUAUAUACAAAUGACACAUAUUCAAAUGUCGCUGCUAGCUUUGAGUCAGAAUUGAGCCUGUUGAAUAUGGACUUUUCUGUUUUGUGAGCACAGCCCUUCUGUCGGUGUGGAUUCGCGCACACACACUAGUGGCUGUCCUGAAAGGUCCAUAAUUGAAAGCUUUUUCAGUGGCAGCGAACAUUGUUACGACACUGCUGCUGUGAGUGCUCUCCCAUUUCCUGCAGUUUAAACUGUAAUAAUGGCAAUGUCAUGCUCGACCUCCAACACCCAUGAGGAUAUCUGGCUUUGUGGACGUGUUCUGUUUGCAGCUUUAAAUAACAACUGAAAGAGAAGGGCUCUACUUUUAGCAAGGCAUACAAAAGGGUUUUUCAAUCAUAAGAUUAUUCAGCCGUACUUUUUCCUUUCGAUUUUUUAUUUUUAUUUUUUGUGGUUACGGACUUGCUAUAAUUUGAUGAAAGUGAAUUUUUAAAGGAAAGUCCUCAUGGUGAAGUAAAUUGGUUGUCAAUGAAGUCACAAUGGAAUGAUUACGAUUUUAGCAUUGUCAGGUUUUUACUUUGUCAUGUUUUGCAAGUGCUGUUUCAAAAGACAAAUGUAUAUUGAAUUAUUCUGGUCAGUAGUUUUCUUUUUAUUUCCAAUAGCUUGUGAGGAUACUGCCAUCAUAGUCGAUAACGGUCCAGUGCAGGGCUGCUUGCGUUUGUGAACUUUCAUGAUCCGAGAACUCAACAGCUCUGGUCCUCAGCCAGGAAACUCAUUGUAAAUGUCCAGUUGAACUUGCUUUUCUUCCGUUCCUGUCUUUUAUGGGACGGGAAAUGCUGGAACUGUGCUCCAGAUGUAUGGUUUAUGUCAGAAGAUUUCAUACUCCUCAGCUUGGGAGAGAGGGGAAAGAUUUAUCUAAUCGUUUCCAGUCACACCCCUUUAAUUGGACAUGUGAUUUCCCGGUAGUCCCCUGACCUUUUGGGCCUGCAGUGUGAGUCACGUGGGACAGAUUAUGCAUCCGUGUCCAUCAACCCAAGCAUGGUUUGACAAAGAGCUUAUGCUCGCAUCCAGGGCCAUCCCUAACCCUUUGGGGUCCUCAAACAUUUUAUUUGGGGCCCCUCCCUCUUUUCUUUCCAAGGCUAGCAUCCCAAUGGACAUGAGCAUUGUGGGGGGGGGACCACAACAUGCACAUGUUGCUACUAUUGCAGUCCUCUCUUGGACUAUUGCCUCCCCCCACCACCACUAACUCCUGUAUAGAGGUAAAGGGUUUCCUGCCACAAGGCAUGUUUGCAACCAAAAUGGAACCCGUUUCACCAGUGUAAUACAGGACUUGGUUGUGUGUGUACAGGGGUUGCUAUGUUAUCCUGAAGUUGCCAAUAUGAGUACUAGUGAGGCUUCCCUGUAAUAUUUUACUGUGAAUUGUGUUGCUCAACACUAACUGUAGCACUGCGCUUGCUUGCUCUCCUGCACAAACUGGUUGCUGGUACUGGGCUGCAUCCAAACAUACUUCCAAAAAACCGCAACCAUCUGUAAUCACGUAAAACUGACUUCCAUUAUGAAAAUACCUUUUUUUUUUUUUUUUUUUUCCUGACAAGGUGCUGCACCAUUUACCCUCAUUUUAAACAACGGUUCCUCAUUAAAAGAUGGUGAAACGGCAAAGCCUCACACCUUUUUAUGAUUCAUGGAGGAAAAUGGACUAAUCUUGAAGCUGGUCGGUUUCAAGGAAAGAGAGACUGCUAUCGCCGUCGUGCAACAAAGAACCUGUCUGUCUGCAUGAGCGGCUUUGACUCUGUGGUGCGUUACCGAAAGGACUUCUUGAACUCCAUGGACAUCGGUUAUGUUCUGCGUUCUACACUUCUGGUGUGCAGUGAACCUUCAUAAUGACUAGCCAUUAAGCGUUUGUGUGUCAUGCUGAAUCUCCAGUUUUUCUUUUUGUCUUUUUGUCUUUUUUUUUUUUUCCUGUGAAUGUGCAUUUUUUGUUCAACGUCUAAAAAAAAAUUUCAACCUGUCCCGACCUUUCAGCAGUUCCCCCCUCAGUGUUCUUAAAGUGCUUUAAUGUAUCACCAUGAUUUUUUUUUUUUUUUUUUUUUUUUUAAACAACUAAAAAAAAAAAACAUGUCCAGUGUAACUGGGGAUCUUUACUAAACCCACUGAUGUUGUGCUUUUCUGUCUGCGAGGCGGGUACCAGGGUGCAGUGGUGUCGUGUGCUGUUGCCAUCGCCUCCUCACAGCUGAUGCCCCUUCUGCCCACACCUGUUAACUGCUGUACUUUGAGCCAUUUGAGAAGGAAGACAAAGAAAUUCAGAAAAAAUAAUAAUAAAGAAAUAAACUUACUGUUUUGUAA